Messenger RNA from Aspergillus oryzae RIB40, 837 nucleotides. RefSeq lists its product as uncharacterized. The coding region runs from base 1 to 837 and encodes 278 amino acids. Gene Ontology annotation, molecular function: GTPase activity; GTP binding. Gene Ontology annotation, biological process: regulation of endocytosis. The record is from RefSeq and is a predicted model, not a curated record. The transcript is spliced from 2 exons. Lineage: Eukaryota; Fungi; Ascomycota; Eurotiomycetes; Eurotiales; Aspergillaceae. Gene Ontology annotation, cellular component: endosome.
AUGUCACAGCCAUGGGAUUACAUCGCUAAGCUAGUUUGUAUUGGUGACUCUGGAACUGGAAAGUCUAGCUUGACUAUUCGGCUUUGCGAAGGACGCUUUUCAUCUUCCCACGAUGUGACUAUUGGUGUGGAGUUUGGAUCGCGUAUUGUUCCAGUUGGACCACCUGCUUCACAGGCCCUAAAUUUAGAAUCAAACACCAACUCUCACAACCGUCCGUUUUCGUCGCCAGUAACUUCAGAUACCUCAGAGGAGCCCAUCGUCUCCGGUUUACCUAACCCUCCACGAAAAAUGGCUGAGUCUCAGAAAAAGAUGAAGUUAUCACUAUGGGAUACAGCAGGGCAGGAAACGUACAAAUCCAUCACACGGUCUUAUUUUCGAGGUGCCUCUGGUGCUUUGCUUGUGUUCGAUAUAACAAGACCAUCUACGUUUACUUCAUGCACACAGUGGUUGCACGAUUUGCGGCAAAUUGCGGAAGAAGGAAUUGUAGUUAUUCUUGUCGGUAACAAAAGCGAUCUGACCGGUAAUGAGCCGGAACGGAGUGAGAGGCAUGUUACGAGGCGAGAGGCAGAGGAGUGGUGCCGCAUGAACAACGUCGUACGCUACGUUGAGACCAGUGCAAAGUCUGGUGACGGCGUCGAGCGUGCGUUUCUUGAGGUUGCCGAGAGAAUUUAUCGAAAUAUCGAGGCGGGCAGGUACGAUUUGAAUGACCGUCGAAGCGGAGUGAAGGGCUUCGGCGCUACCGGUGGGGGUGGCACUAGUGUGCCGACAACUGUUACUCUAGGCUUGAACGAUGCGAUGCGCAGGGGUGGAAAUGGAUGGGCUGGAAACUGUUGUUAG